Plasmopara halstedii is the source of this 246-nucleotide messenger RNA. RefSeq lists its product as uncharacterized. Bases 1 to 246 code for a protein of 81 amino acids. Lineage: Eukaryota; Oomycota; Peronosporomycetes; Peronosporales; Peronosporaceae. The transcript is spliced from 2 exons. The record is from RefSeq and is a predicted model, not a curated record.
AUGUGGGAGGAUGUUUGGCAUGAAGCAAACAAACCGAAAAGAAUUCGAAAGCCAAAACGUAUGCAUUCAGAACAGAAUAUGGACUAUAUUGGCCUGCUCAAGCGCUUGUACGGUAUGAAGUAUCCGCCAAUAAUGUGGAACCAGACCAGCGAUUUGGCAGAAGUCAAAACGCAAGAAGUACGAGGUCGAUCAGUGCAUUUACAUCAAGAGGACCGACCACGACAUGCGCUUUGUGGUACUCUAUAA